This is a messenger RNA of Cuscuta epithymum, 1356 nucleotides long. The record is from the annotation of a GenBank genome assembly. Lineage: Eukaryota; Viridiplantae; Streptophyta; Magnoliopsida; Solanales; Convolvulaceae.
GUUUUCACAUUUUUUUUAGUAUAUGCGGCAUAUCACUUGGUCGCAUCCCAGAAGAGAAAACGAAACCAAAGCAGAGCAACUAUGAAGCGGGAGAAGCUGGACAGUGGCAUCCCAUACCUUCCAGAAGAAAUCAUCAAAAGCAUUCUUAAGGGGCUUCCAGUGAAAUCUCUGAUCCGAUUCCGAAGUGUAUGCGAUCUUUGGAAGAACAUCAUCAAUGCCCCUUCCUUCAUCACCGACCACUUCAACUAUUCCAGCCAUCAAAGCUCUUCUCUGAUUGCUACGCACGAUGGUGCCUUCAUUAAAUUCUCGCUCGACCUGGACAAGGGACUCCGCGAGGUUCAGGUCGGACCUCCGAUCGAUUCCGACAGACCCCACAGGAUUGUCGGCUCCUGCAACGGCUUGGUCUGUCUUCAAACCGGCCGGCCUGAUACUCCUACUCUUUCAAUCUGGAAUCCUGCGAUUCGUGAGGUUAUGCAGGUUCCUAGAAGUAGAACACUUGAUGCUACAAAAGUUCAUUAUUUGGGAUUCGGAUUCAGUCCAUUAGUUAAUGAUUACAAGAUUAUUGUGAUGACCUUUGCGACUUGGGGUGAUAUGGUUAAGAAUGUGGUUAGUAGAAUUAAAGUUUAUUCAUUGGCUACAAAUUCAUGGAAGGACAUAGAAUUCAGCUGUUUAGAUGGUAUACGCCUUUCCUCUCCAAGCCUGAACGUUAAUGGAUUGAUAUUUUGUUUAGCAAGCAAGACAGGUUUGGAUGGAUCUCAUGUCAUAGUUUCUUUUGAUUUAGCAUCGGAAGAGAUUAAAUUGAUACCAACACCUUUAUCCGGGAAGGAAGAAGCUAAGCUGAUUGUGUAUGAGAACAGGGCUGCCCUACUCUAUUCCUCUUAUGGUCCAAACUCAAGCAAUAUUGAUGUUGAUUUGUGGGUGAUUGAAGAAGGCAUUGGCUCCGUUUGGAGUAAGAAGUGGACCUUUUGUCCAUACUCCUUUAUACGCCCAUGUACCAUUUGUACGAAUCUAAUUGUCUGCACUGGAGUGUUUUGCUUUAAGAAGUUUCAACUUGAAGAAGAGGAGAAGGAUUACUCGGACAUUGAAGUUGAUACUUUUCUGAUCAAUCUUGCUUCGAAUGAAUUUAAGGUCGUUGAUGAAAGCACAUAUGGCUAUAGUGGUAAUUCUUUUGAAUAUGUUGAAAGUCUUGUGUCCCCGAGCAAUAUCCAGGUUGGGAACUCUUGAUGAUAAUGUGUUAUAUAGACUAGAAGGCAGUUGAGAUGUUUAUAUUUUUGUGUUCCUUUUGUUCAUUGUUUAUAAGUUUAUUCACUCAACAAAUGCCUAUGAACAGAGCAAUUUUGAGGUGUUUGAGUUUUG